AUGUAUGAGUACAGAGAGGCCCUGAACAGUGUGCUGAAGGUAAAUUGGAGGGGGAAGAACAAUCCCCAGAGACUGUUGGUGUUCAGUCUUCUGCAGGAGCUGGCUCGCAGGGACGGGCUGAGUACCGCCCUCUCCGGUCGCAACGAGAAGGAACUGUACCCCAUUCUCCUGUUCACCCGGUUCUCCAUUCUGGAACCAAAGUAUUCGUCGUUCAUGCUGGACGUGUUUGAUACAAUACUCGAUAUCUAUGGCGAUACUCUGUACCAGUCAAAGUCUAUAGCUGGUCUGCUGAGAUUAGUAGAAGAGAAAAUUGCCAGAGAACUAGAAUUUCAACGAAGAGGGUUCCAGUUGCUUGGAGCCAUUGAUGCCCUACUCACGGCUGCCACGACAACCAACAGACACACCCCCUCGUCAACUGUCAUCAGUCUCAAUGGUUACCACGGAGACAAAACACAUGCUGACUCGGCAUCUGCUGAUGUUUCGUAGUUUCCCAACAUGUUUGAAGGUUACAAUUUUAUUUGUGGAAAUGAGAAUAAUAACGCAAUACGGAACAGUGAAACACAAACGUUAAUGAGCAAGGAAGCGGUUGAAGUCAUUGUAUGCACUCUCGAGGUCAAACAGCAUCUGUCGGACUUGGUCUUCAGAAAGUUCGUCACUUGCUGACAUUGCAUUCAAGUUGUCCAGCCACUUCCUCACCUUUGUCCGUCCCUCGAAAUCUCGCGGGAGAGAGCUCAUUUUGGACAUUAUCUCGUAGAGCUCCUUUACGUCCGGGUGUAGUUCGUCCAUUGCCUUUAUUUCAAGGCGGAGUCGGUCCAUGAUGGUAAUAAACAGAGAGACAAUCUCUGCUAUAAGUUUCUGGACGUUUCCACCGUCGUCCUGAACCGUCAGCGGGCGCCCUUCCUUUAUCCGUUCCAGCGCGGCCGGGCAGUCCAGUAGAUAGCGCGUCAUAAAAUCCUCCACUUUGGGGAACUUUUCUCUCACCAGUUUGAAUGCCGCCGUGUACUGGGCGAGCAGGAUGCUGCACUGACUGGCGUACUCGGAGGGGUUCACCGCGUCCUUGAGGUAGGCCUUCUCCAGAGCUUGGAUGGUGUUGAUGAGCGCGAACACGUUGGCGCGGUUGUCGAUUUCCUCCCUCUCCCGUGAAUUCUCGUAGAGACGGACCUCCUGCGAGAGCUUCGGGUUUAUGUCUGUCGCCGAGGGUAUAUGGGAGUGAGAACCAACGUCUGAGAACACUGGAACUGCCAUUCUUCCUCUGCCUAGAGAGAGACGGACGACUCCGCCCCUUUGAAUUACGUCAGGAU
Messenger RNA from Geodia barretti, 1301 nucleotides. NCBI's taxonomy places the organism in Eukaryota, Metazoa, Porifera, Demospongiae, Tetractinellida, Geodiidae. The record is from the annotation of a GenBank genome assembly.